Dibothriocephalus latus is the source of this 1050-nucleotide messenger RNA. The record is from the annotation of a GenBank genome assembly. Lineage: Eukaryota; Metazoa; Platyhelminthes; Cestoda; Diphyllobothriidea; Diphyllobothriidae.
AGACUACUAUCCAAGUUAUAUGAACUGAAGUUGCACACCUGUGAUUUUUAUCCCGGCAUUAACUCUUUGUCAGAAACCUGGUUGUUUGUAAACGUGGAGGGCCCUUGUAUCAUGGAUGCGGUUGCCGCUUUCGAAGCUGCUUUAAAAGGCCUUGCUACGAAGGAUCUGGACGAUGGAAACACGUCUGCUCCUUCCCAGCCAGAGCCAGAACGACCUGCGAGCGCACCUAAAUGUAUUGCUAACAAAGAUCCCCCCGAAGCCCUUCCCAAGGAAGAUAUAUUAAUGAGUGCAUUAAUCUCCGCAGGCAUCGCUCCCUCGUCAUUAUCCCAACCCUCCACAAACUUAACGCCAGUGCGAAGCGCGCCCGUGAUUCACUCGGCUCAGUCUCUCGGUGCCUCCACUUUGAAGGUCAUCAGGACGAACGGCAACAAAGUUGUAAGGAUAACCGCUGCCGAAGAGCCUUUGAACACCACAAAUGUUGCCAGCCCCCGGAUGGCUAGUCAGCUAAUUCAAAAGCUGCCAGGUGGAGUCGGCUGUAAUUUGAACAAUAUACAGUCAGUUCGCCUCCCAACCAUAAUCAGGAAAAGACCCAACAGCGAGCAAGCUGCACUUCCACCAGUAAAAUUCUUUCGCCGGGACCACAACCUCGCACCUCAAUCUACACAUAGUGAAGGUUCCCAAGAUGUCUCCCAGAACAGAGUUAUUUUCAACAGCCAGCGAUUCUCUCAGACUCCUGUAUACCCGCCUUACUCAACGAUUACCAAGGUCCCUUUCUUAAGAUACGACGAUGCCGACGAGGAUGACACCGACGAUCUUGCUCAGGCGGAGACUUACGCCGAAUAUACACCUGCGAAACUCCGCCUGGGUUGCAAGCAUCCUGACCCCAUUGUCGAGUCCAGCACACUUUCGAGUGUAUCAUCCCCUGAUGUGCACUAUACCGUGCACCUGCCACAAGAAGUCAUUGAUCAAGGCUUGCUCUCGUCUCUUCAGUUGGAGGCUUCGCAGCCUGGUCAGAACAAAAUGCUCAAUAGUUAUGAAGAAAGGAUGUAA